This is a messenger RNA of Misgurnus anguillicaudatus (oriental weatherfish), 4442 nucleotides long. RefSeq names its product fibronectin leucine rich transmembrane protein 1b (gene flrt1b). Lineage: Eukaryota; Metazoa; Chordata; Actinopteri; Cypriniformes; Cobitidae. Gene Ontology annotation, molecular function: protein binding. The record is from RefSeq and is a predicted model, not a curated record.
UCGGAGGAGAUGAAGGGGUGGAGUGGCACGAAGCAGAGAGCUCGCGAGGCGCAUCGCUCUGACUGACAGCAGGAGAGAGAGAGAGAGAGAGAGAGAGAGAGAGAGAGAGAGAGAGAGAGAGAGAGAGAGAGACCGAACGCGCGCGACAGUCAUAGCGAGCCUGACUGACUGAAGAUUGAGGCGGUUAAAAAAACGAGAGCAGGACAAAUAAACCAUUGAAAACGCGUUUUAGGAAAGAAGAAAAUUAACCUUCAUCCGAAAUUGCACGACGGAAAGAUGCCGUUUACGCACACUGAGGUAAUGCGGACUCAAAGAUGAGGGAAAACUACAUUUGUGUGUACUUCAUUGUGUCUUCAUUCAAGAAAACAAAAUCAACAUGAUGUCAACUUUGAUGGACACACAGCAGUUUGAAUACACCUCAUCAGCUUGGAUAUAUUUGCCUACAAUUCAUAGGAAUCCUACUAUAAAGGGCUGUCAUUUUCAUUGGUUACUGACACCAAAGGACAUAAAGAAUCAGCAAGGAAGACCCUGAGUCCCUUAUCAGUUUCCUUGAAUCAAGAGGUCAAGUCAAACCACUCAAAGUCAGACUACUCAGACCUGGGAGGGAAAGGACAAUGCUGUAUACUCACUAGAUGGGCUUGUGAAGCAAAAAAGGGCAAGAAAAGGACAAGAAAUUUGUGGAUUUGUUUUGGAAAAUCGGUUUUAAAAACAGUGGGAUACACCGUCAGGAACUAUGGCCGCAGAGAGCCUUAUUGAACUCCGUGAUUGGUUGUUCCUACUUCUCCUGUGCUUGACGUUAUUGGUCGAAGUCCUCGAGUUUGCUGCGGCAACAGCGGCUGCUGCCGAGGCAGCCCUUGGAGAGGCAGAGCUUCAGGGAGAAGUGCCAUGUCCCUCUGCUUGCAGGUGUGAUGAUGGCUUCAUUUACUGCAAUGAUCGUGGCUUAAGUAUCAUCCCUCCGUUACCAUUAACAGCAGCUGUGCUCUAUUUGCAAAACAACCGAAUAGACAAUGCUGGGCUACCAACAUCUUUAGAGCGAAGAUUGACUGUUCGAGUGGUUUACCUUUACGAUAACGAACUCGAUGAUUUUCCGACACAUCUGCCUCCAUCUUUACGGGAACUUCAUCUUCAGGAUAACAACAUACGAACUUUACCUCGUUCUGCUCUUGCACGUCUCCCAUUGCUGGAGAAGCUUCACAUGGAUGACAAUUCGGUUUCGACUGUAAGUAUAGAAGACAAAGCAUUCGCCAACAACCCAAGGCUGAGACUUCUCUUCUUGUCACGUAACCACCUCUCUAGCAUACCAUCGGGGCUUCCAGCAUCGCUUGAGGAACUCAGACUGGAUGAUAAUCGAAUUUCCACUAUUCCAACGCAUGCAUUCCGAGGACUGUCCUCUCUGAGACGUCUCUUCCUUGAUGGAAAUCUGCUGGCAAAUCAACGAAUUGCAGAUGACACAUUCUCACGCCUGUCUAACCUAACAGAGCUCUCUCUGGUUCGUAACUCGCUCCAGGCACCGCCCUUAAACCUUCCAAGCACACAUCUUCUUCGACUCUAUCUACAAGACAAUGCCAUAGCCCACAUGCCACGAGGAUCCCUGGAUGGCAUGCGAAGACUACAGAAGCUGGACAUAUCAGGCAACAAUUUAACAACUCUUCCAAGAGGUUUGUUUAAAGACCUGGACAGCCUUUCACAGUUACUUGUUCGAGGGAACCCUUGGUACUGUGGCUGUAACCUUCGUUGGCUCCAUGACUGGUUGCACGAGCGUGGUUCAUCAGUGACAGUAAGAGGUUUAACUUGCCAUGGACCAGAGAGAGUAAGAGGCAUGGCACUAAAGGACCUUAGCAGUCAUUUGGAUGAGUGCGAAAUCAGUGUAGACAGUGCUGGAGGGAUGGUUGGAAAUGAUGGAGGAAAAAAAGAUCUAGGCAAUUUUCCAACGCAAGUACCAGGCACGACAACCCCUCCACUUCCCCAAGGGUCUCUAUUCACCCUCCGAUCCAGACGACCGGGAUACAAGUAUUCAGAUAUGGGACAGGAUAGUCUUGGUGGAAGUGGCAAUGUGGGUAAAUCGUUAUUAAUAAGUGUGAAACCACUCACACCAGAGACAGUUCAUGUAACCUGGCAUACUGCACACCCAGUUGCUUCCUUCAGGCUUUCCUGGCUACGACUAGGAAACAGUCCUGCAAUGGGCUCAAUCACAGAAACACUUGUGCCAGGGGAUCGACGUGAGUAUUUACUCACACAGCUGCAUCCCCAAUCAACUUAUAUAAUUUGCUUGGUGCCUCUCUCUGCAAAUGAAGGUAAAAGAACGUCCUUCGCAGCAGCAGGAGGGUUAAACAUGAACACAAACUCAGAGCACGAGCAUCCUGCUUGUGCCAAAACAGAGACAGAUCCCCUGGAGCAGCCUAUUUCAGACCAGGAGAGCGACCGAGGAACUGACCAAUUAUCAGCCUUACCACUUGCUGGAAUUAUUGGAGGUGCGACAGCAUUGGUCUCUUUGUUCUUAAUUUUUGGCAUCUUCUGUUGGUACGGACACCGUGCGGGGUAUCUUGCCGCAGGUGACAAUUCCAUCUACGGAAGGGAUGGUGGAUCACGGGGUGCCAGCAAACAUUAUGAUGACUAUGUAGAAUCUGGUACUAUAAAAGACACUUCAAUAUUAGAGAUCAGGGCUCAUGGUUUUCAAAUGACACCAAUGCCUGCCCAACAGCCGUUGCAGCCCAAGGCAAAAGUAGAGGAUAUGACUUACAUCCAUACUAUUUUUCCCUCUAAUAAUACAACUCUUUAUAGAAGCACUCUCAACCAUACUGGAAAUCCAGGCUAUGGAACAAACCGAGGGUACAGAGAAGGGGGAAUACCAGACAUAGAUUACUCAUACACGUGAUAGCCUUUUUUGAACCCCUGCCUAUUCUUUUCCUGUCUUCAGGUAAUGGAGUUUGGUAAGGGUUAGUUUUCCCUAGGUUCCAAAGUAGGGGUGUGCCGAUUUUGUGGGGACCUUUUUUUAAACUAUCACACUCAUAAUGUUACUACUGGAUAGUGGAUUUUUUAUCUAAAUAUUUAUAUGUAACAUAGCAUAGUUUUAAUACUGUUGGAGCAUUGGUAUAACAUUGUCGUUUCAAAUGUCAUUCAAUAUAAAAAAAAAAUUCAAUAAUUUAAUAAUCGGAAUUAAAGUAAAAUUUGAGUUAGUACAUUUAACUGUACAAUUUAUGGAAUUGAAUAAACUUUAAAGAUGCCAUUUUACAACAAAAAAAUAAGGCUAUCCAAAAAAAGUACUGAUAAUACUUUACAAUAAGGUUCCAUUCAUUGACAUUAACUAACAAUAAGCAGUAUAUAUAUAUUUAUAGCAUUUAUUAAUCUUAGUUAAGUUAAAACCAAUACAAUUAUUUAUUUGUUCACGUAAAUUCAUUGUGCAUUAACUAAUGUUAACAAAUUCAGCAUUUACAUUCAAAAAUGUAUUACUGAUUGUUGAAAUUAACAAUAACUAAGAUUAAAAAAUGCUUUAGAAGUAAUUCUCAUUGUUAGUUCAUGUUCACCAAGUUAAGUCUAUUAAAGGGGACAUUUCACAAGACUUUUUUAAGAUGUAAAAUAAAUCUUUGGUGUCCCCAGAGUACAUAUGUGAAGCUCUAGCUCAAAAUACCACACAGAUAAUUUAUUAUAGCAUGUUAAAAUUGCCACUUUGUAGGUGCCAUUUUGGGUGUGUUUUUUUAAAUGAUCUCUGCACUAAAUGGCAGUGCCGUGGUUGAUAGUGCAGAAUAAGGGGCUGUAUUAUUAUAACAAGAUCCUUUUCUGACAUCACAAGGGGAGCCACAUUUUAUUGACCUAUUUUUUCAAAUACUUGCAGAGAAAGGUUUACCAAAACUAAGUUACUGGUUUGUUCUUUUCCAUAUUUUCCCAAUUAUAGCACUUAUACAUGGAAAAAGUCAGAUUUUCAUGAUAUAUCCCCUUUAACAAAUGGAACCUUAUUGUAAAGUGUUAGCAAAGAUUCUUAUUUUAAUUAAUUUAGUAUUUUAAGUACAGUGUAAGGACAGUACAUUAAAGAAAACACUUACUUUGGUAAUAAAGAAAAAGGGACACAUGAAAUGAUUGUGAUAUGUGAAUGAAGCAGGUUUUCAUUCGGCACACCCCUAUUCCAAAGUACCCCUUUGUGCCUCCUCCAGUCCAUUAUCAAAACAAUGUUCUUAAAGGGCAAACGACCCUCUUGAACAUACAUGCUCAUCUACAAUAGUCAGAAAGUGCCAGGGAUACCACUCUUGGUGUUGAUGUUAACCAAUAUUCGGAAGAUAAACAGUUCUUGCAUUUUAGUACCAAUGAUUAUCAGUUUCCUAAAACUAGCUCAUUUUAAGGGUUAGCAUGAUGAUGGGACCAGGUCCAUAUAGAUAUAGUUUACUACGUGGAUUGUACAGUGUGUAUGUGUAUAAUAUAUAUAUAUAUAUAUAUAUAUAUAUAUAUAU